AUGAACCGCCGUCCUCCUGGAUCCUCCGGCGUGCAAUGGCUUAACAGGAGAGACAUGAGUGUCCGGACGGAGGACAGCAUCACCUUGUGCCAAAGGGCUCUCCAGAUCAUCACGGAACUUUGUCUCACGGGACACGUCGACCGGGAGAAAUGUGCGGAUAUAUUUCCACUGGAGAGCACCUUACCAGGUAAAGGACACGCAGACAUCUCUAUUAGUCUCCUUGCUGUGGUCGUGGGUUUCUGUGGCCUCGCCUUGUUGGUAGUCUCUCUCUUUGUCUUUUGGAAGCUGUGCUGGCCCUUCUGGAGGAGCAAGACUCUGACAACCCACGCUGAAAAUGGCCUCCGUGUGGGUUUCCCCGAAGUCCCGCAGACGACCUCCCCUCUGGUUAAUGAAAGCAAAGCGUUGGAGGCGGAGAAGAAGUACCCGCUGGAGGUGAAGAUGAACGGGCGCAGCUCUGUGAAGCUCCUGGAGGCAGCCAUGAAGAUCAGCCAGACAUCUCCGGACAUCCCCGCUGAGGUGCAAACAGCUCUGAGGGAGAAGUUGAGCCAGCAGGCAAAGAUCCAGAGGCAGACCACGGAGCCAACGUCCUCCUCCAGGCACAAUUCAUUCAGGCGCCACCUGCCUCGUCAGAUGAAUGUCAACAGCUUUGACUUCAGCAUGGACACAGUGCCUCUUCGCCAGUCAUCUACAGUGAGCAUUGGAAGAAUAAAACCAGAACUCUACAAACAGAAAUCUGUGGACUCUGAAGGCGAAGCCAAAGAACCCAUAGAGACUUGCGGGAAGCUCAGCUUCUCUCUGCGUUACGACUACGAGGAACAGUCGUUGGUGGUGAGAAUCCUCAAGGCCUUGGACCUACCUGCCAAAGACUUCACGGGCACCUCCGACCCGUAUGUGAAGAUCUACCUGCUACCAGAGAGGAAGAAGAAGUUCCAGACACGAGUCCACCGUAAGAAUCUCAACCCGGUGUUUGAUGAGACUUUCUGUUUCCCCGUGGCGUACGAUGAGGUUUGCAACCGCAAGCUGCACUUCAGCGUCUACGACUUCGACCGCUUCACCAGCCAUGAUAUGAUUGGCGAGGUAGUCGUGGACAACCUCUUUGAACUCUCGGAUCUUUCCAGGGAGGCUGUGGUCUGGAAGGAUAUUCUUGCAGCAACAACGGAGAGCGUUGACCUGGGAGAGAUCAUGUACUCGUUGUGCUACCUCCCCACAGCGGGACGAAUGACCCUAACAGUCAUCAAAUGCAGAAACCUCAAAGCCAUGGACAUCACAGGCUCUUCAGAUCCUUAUGUGAAGGUUUACCUGAUAUGUGAUGGACGGAGGUUGAAGAAGCGGAAAACAACCACCAAGAAAAGCACUCUUAACCCAGUGUACAACGAGGCCAUCAUCUUUGACAUUCCUCCGGAGAACGUGGAACAAGUCAGUCUGUCCAUCAUGGUGAUGGAUUAUGACCGGGUUGGACACAACGAGGUGAUUGGUGUGUGUCGUACUGGGCCAGACGCCGAGGGUCUUGGACGGGAUCACUGGAAUGAAAUGUUGGCUUAUCCGCGCAAACCCAUCACACACUGGCAUGCUCUCGGAGAGUGGCCAGGACGAGCAGCAAGCUUUGAGAGUCAAGGAUCGUGUCCAUCGCCAAAACCUCCUCAGACGCCCUGAUGGUCACCCCGCCUCUGUAGGAAACCAGAGGUCUGGUUAGAGUUCUUAAGGAGCUGUGCUGCCUCCUUGUGAGCAUGUUGUAUUAAAACUCAUUCAUUUCUUAUGUAUGUUGUUGUACUGAAAUUGUUUUUAUUCAUUCAUAUGAACUCAAGUUCUCCUGGCUAUGCACAGCACUCAGUGUCACUCAGUUUAUUUUUCAUGCAAUUGCUUUGAAACUCUGAGAAAAGCUGAUCUGUCAAACAUUUACACCAACUAAAGGACGAACUCACAGCAGGAGCCCCUACUGCCUCAAGACUUUCCCUAAUGACACUCUAGUGAGAUAACAUUUUACUUUUUGAUCGUUAGAAGGGCUACUUAGCUCACCGUCAAAAAUAAACUAAUAGAAAACAGCCACUAAAUCUGGUGAUUUUAAGCAGGUUUUGAUGAAAUGCAGGUAACCGUAUCUAUAAGGGCUGGUUAAAUAUCUUUAAAUUUAGCUGUGAAAACUGUCUGAAAUGUAAAACUAGCUAUGUACCAGCCAUUGUUACAUACUGACAUCAGGAAAGCCAGUAGGACCAUCCGAUUCAGAGAAACUGUAGCAGAUACAUGUAGCAAAUGUACAGAUAUAAAGGUAAAUAUCAUGUAAUGUAGUUAAUGGCUAAAUAAAUGUGAUGCCAAACACCCUGCAAAUCUUAGAAAACAAAAAUUUUAUACAUAUUUUUGUACAACUCUAACUUGAGUGCAUAACUGCAAUUUAAAUUAGCAGCGAUGUUAAAUUAGGCUAGCUCAUAUUAUAAAAAUAGCUAAACCACUGUUUACACUUUGCCCUUUUUAUAGCUAAAAUGCUCAAAACUGAAGUUUACAUUAAAUUUUGAUUAAAAAGUUGUCAUAUUCAGGUGAAUUUACUAAUUUAAUCAGAAAAUGUCUAUACAUUAGCCAAUGAUGGUCUUAAAAAUUAGCUUAGCAUAUAAACCCCAGAAGAUCUGUAAAGCUUUAUGUCUUCAAAAAAUUAAAGAGAGGAAAAAUAAGGUCAGCUUAACAUAUAAGC
Cheilinus undulatus (humphead wrasse) is the source of this 2680-nucleotide messenger RNA. RefSeq names its product synaptotagmin X (gene syt10). Gene Ontology annotation, biological process: regulation of dopamine secretion; regulation of calcium ion-dependent exocytosis; calcium-ion regulated exocytosis. Gene Ontology annotation, molecular function: syntaxin binding; calcium ion binding; calcium-dependent phospholipid binding. Gene Ontology annotation, cellular component: membrane. The coding region runs from base 1 to 1653 and encodes 550 amino acids. The record is from RefSeq and is a predicted model, not a curated record. NCBI's taxonomy places the organism in Eukaryota, Metazoa, Chordata, Actinopteri, Labriformes, Labridae. The transcript has 7 exons.